AUGGUUUUCGGAAAUGAAAUGUGCGAUGAAACGCCGCAUCCGGGUGAAUGCAAGACUCUACUGAUUAAACACAAACCCAUAAGAAGCACUACACAGUUCCUCCAAGUGUCCGUGGAACGAACACUAGAUGGGGCUGUCAAAGCCAAGAGUGACACGUAUUUUCUUGAGCCACAAUUUGGUUCAAAGCAAGCUUGGGAGGAAUGUAUGGAUCUGUACGAGCAGACUAUUCACAGGCUCAACGAGAGCGUGUUGUGUCCCAAGAACGUUUGCUCUAGGUCAGACGUGCAAGCAUGGCUCAGCACCGCACUCACCAACCUAGACACAUGUCAGGAAGAGAUGUCAGAACUCGGUGUCUCGUCUCAUUCCUUGGAGAGCAUUACCAUUGAUGUCAUUAACACCUUGGCCAUCAACAAGAGGAUGGAACAAAACGGUAAGGAGUUUGGGAUAUCGAAAAUAACAAUGAAAACACUAUCUAUAGGUGAAAAAGUGGAUGUAGUGGUGGCUCAAGAUGGUUCCGGGGACUACAAAACUAUCCAAGAGGCCGUGAAUGGUGCUGGAGAGAGGCUCAAAGGAAGCCCAAGGUAUGUCAUACAUGUCAAGCAAGGCGUUUACGAGGAAUAUGUCAAUGUAGGAAUCAAGUCUAAUAACAUCAUGAUCACUGGCGAUGGUAUCGGCAAAACCAUAAUCACCGGUGACAAAAGCAAGGGCCGAGGAUUUUCCACUUACAAAUCUGCCACUUUUGUGGCUGAGGGGGACGGUUUCGUGGGACGAGACAUAACAAUCAGGAACACGGCAGGACCGGAAAACCAUCAGGCGGUGGCUCUCAGAUCGAAUUCAGACAUGUCAGUGUUUUACAGAUGUAGCAUUGAAGGCUAUCAAGACACACUCUACGUGCACUCUGGUCGUCAGUUUUUCAGGGAGUGCGACAUAUACGGAACCGUUGACUUCAUUUUCGGAAACGCCGCAGCUGUUUUACAAAACUGUCGGAUAUUUGCACGUAACCCACCGAAUGGAGUCAACACCAUAACGGCACAGAGCCGGUUCAACCCGAAUCAGACAACAGGAAUCGUAAUCCAUAACUCCGUGGUGAAAGGAGCUCCGGGGGUACAGUUAGGAGGCGUGAAAACGUAUUUGGGCCGUCCGUGGAGGUCGUACGCACGGACCGUGGUGAUCGGGACGUAUCUUGAUACGUUGAUCGAACCCAACGGAUGGAUUGAUUGGGAUAAUGUAACGGCUCUAAGCACGUUGUAUUAUGGGGAGUAUCAAAACUCGGGACCGGGUUCGGGGACAGAGAACCGGGUUGAUUGGGCCGGGUUUCACGUGAUAUCUGAUAUCCAAGAAGCUCGAGAGUUUACGUUACCCAAAUUCAUCGACUCUGCUUCAUGGUUACCGCCUACCAAAGUGCCUUUCACCAUCAAUCUCUAA
Molecule: messenger RNA, 1425 nt
Organism: Arabidopsis thaliana (thale cress)
Lineage: Eukaryota; Viridiplantae; Streptophyta; Magnoliopsida; Brassicales; Brassicaceae
Gene: PME38
Product: pectin methylesterase 38
Exons: 3
Coding region: 1-1425 (474 amino acids)
Biological process (GO): cell wall modification; pectin catabolic process
Molecular function (GO): enzyme inhibitor activity; pectinesterase activity
Source: RefSeq, marked reviewed